AUGUUCAAGAACUCAUUCUAAAGUGGAUUUCUUUCAAUUUUAUAUUCAAUAGGAUCAAAGCCCUUGUAGAUUUGGGAUAAACAAAUUAAGAAUGGACAUAUCAAGCGAAUUACAGAUUAAGAUAUUUAAUCAUCAGUUCUAGAAAUCAUGGGUACAAAUGUGAGUACCAAUUUCAUUACUGCUCCUGCUGAUCCAAAAGAAACUUUGGGAAUCAAAUUACCUUUCUUAGUAAUGAUUAUUAAGAAUCUUAAAAAAUACUUUACGUUUGAAGUGCAAGUCCUGGAUGACAAAAAUGUUAGAAGAAGAUUCAGAGCCUCUAAUUAUCAAUCAACAACCAGAGUCAAACCAUUUAUCUGUACUAUGCCUAUGAGACUGGAUGAAGGAUGGAAUCAAAUUCAGUUCAAUUUAUCUGAUUUCACUAGAAGAGCAUAUGGUACUAACUACAUAGAGACAUUACGAGUUCAAAUACAUGCCAAUUGCAGAAUUAGAAGAAUCUAUUUCAGCGAUCGUUUAUAUAGUGAAGAGGAAUUGCCCCCUGAAUUUAAAUUAUUCUUGCCCAUCUAAAAAUAAGGAUGAUCAAUAAUUUAAUAUUUUUAUUCAUUCAUUAAAUAAAUUAACUC
Messenger RNA from Paramecium tetraurelia, 620 nucleotides. RefSeq lists its product as uncharacterized. The transcript is spliced from 5 exons. Lineage: Eukaryota; Ciliophora; Oligohymenophorea; Peniculida; Parameciidae. Gene Ontology annotation, cellular component: motile cilium; ciliary basal body. The record is from RefSeq and is a predicted model, not a curated record. Gene Ontology annotation, biological process: cilium assembly; regulation of cilium beat frequency involved in ciliary motility; positive regulation of cell motility.